CGGCCAGGCGUCAUUGCAUGUUUUUCGCUGUCAACUGAUAUUUUAAACUUAUAUUCCGCGGCAUCUGUUUUUUGUGUAAUCUCAGCAAGAGCAAUUUUAAUUUAGACCAACUAAAUUAUACAAUAAUUUCAUAACAAUGUCCUAUUUCAAUGUAAAAAUGCCCGAAGUUCAAGCGAAAUUCGAUUGGGAUAACAUCGAUGUGGGUAAUAAUAGUUUGGAUAACUCGGAGAAUUUCUUUGCUGUAAGACAUUAUGAGCAUGAAAGAUUAGAAGAGAUGGUUUUGCUGCAAGAAGAAUUGGCAAAGACCGAACUAACUGAUAUAGAAGAACAAUGUGUUAUCUACAAAUUUGAAAAAUGUGAUAAUAGCACCACCAUACGCGAUGAAGAGGACACAAAAAAAGAUGAGGAAAAUGGAGAAUCUUCGCCAAAAACCAGCCAAAGCGAUAAUGGCAUCAUUAAAGAGGAGCAUUGCUCUUCCCCGGGCAAUGAACUGCAGGAAAAUCACAACAACAAUACAAGAGAAUAUCUUUUAGAUGAUGGUGAAGCGUCAUCACCCUCGAAAUUCCAUACAAAAAACAGUGAUAAUGGUACCUUAUGUGCUGUUGAAGAAGAGCAAGACACAGAAGAUAAGGAAAAUUUGAAAUCUUUGCAACACAUCCCCAAUGGUGGAGUCAAUAAAGAGGAACAAUGCACAUUGCAGGCUGAUGAAAGGCAAGAUCCUCACAAUGGCAUUAAAUCUGAGUCACAUUUGGAUGAAACAGUGCCACAUUUGAAAAUUCCCUCCAAAGUUAAGCUAGCCUGUCAGUGGUCAACACAAAAACCCUUAACCUCCAAAUGCGUAAUAGCCACUUCAUCCAAGGGUGCAGUUUCUAAAAAUAUGCCUCCUCCGCCACAAGCCUAUCUGAAGAAAGAUGAGUACCAGAGGAAACGCGAAGAGGCGGAAAAGCGACGAGCUGAAGAAGAACGUAAACUCAGAGAAUUUCAUCCAAGGCCAGUACCAAAUUUUAAUAGCUAUCAUCAGAUGUUGGAGAAACGCAAGCCUGCCCAUACAAUUACAGUCGCUGUUACCCCACAAGUGCUAAAAAAGUCCAAAGAGGCCGAAGAAAAGCGUAGGAAGAGGCUCGAAGAAUGGAAACAUAAAAGCCAAGCACCUAAAUUUGAAUCACGCCCGCCGACUGUUCUCAAGGAAAAACCAUUUAUACCCGAAAAGAAGCCAAUGGUCAUUAAGCAAUGUCCCUUCAAUUUGAGCACAGAGAAACGUCUAGCAGUACGCAAGCAUUAUGACGAGGCCAAACAUAAGGCAUUGGAGGAGAAACGAAAACAGGUAGAAAUUGAGGAAGAAGAACGUAAGAGACGGGAAGAGGAGCGCAUACGGGAAUUGCGAAAAGCUGCUACAUUCAAAGCACGACCAAAUCCCUUUAGAAACUAAGCAAGAUAUUAUUUGUUUUUUUUUUUAUACAUUUGAAAUGAAAAAACUAUAAAUUUAGGUAUUAUUAUAUACAUACAUAAAUAGGGCUGUUGACUUCUUUCAACCGCUUUAAUAUACGAUAGAAAAAAAAUAUAUAUAAUAAAUCAAUAUAAACAACAAAAAUUUUUAUCUGAAAACAAAAAAAAAAAAACAAUUCAAGAAGAAAUCUGUAAAAAAAUUGCCUACUAUUUUUAUAUGAUUUUUAGGCCUUUAAAAAAACUACUUUAAUCUGUGCUUUCUAUAAUUUGUUGUUAUUCAUAUUCGACCAAAAGCGCGCUCUUGUUUUUCUCCCCUCUGCACCCACUUCCUUACAAGCAAAUCCACACAAAAACUGGACCCCUUCUCCCUUCCUCUUCUUCUCUUUACUAAUAAUAUUAUUAUUUUUAUAUAUAUCAUUUAAUUUAUGUGUAUAACGGUUAAUUAUUUAAUGUUUUUUAUAACACUACUAUUACAAUAAAAUUAAAUUUUUUUGCCACAACAAA
Stomoxys calcitrans (stable fly) is the source of this 1950-nucleotide messenger RNA. RefSeq lists its product as uncharacterized. The record is from RefSeq and is a predicted model, not a curated record. Bases 137 to 1429 code for a protein of 430 amino acids. The transcript has 5 exons. Lineage: Eukaryota; Metazoa; Arthropoda; Insecta; Diptera; Muscidae.